Pichia membranifaciens NRRL Y-2026 is the source of this 810-nucleotide messenger RNA. RefSeq lists its product as hypothetical. Lineage: Eukaryota; Fungi; Ascomycota; Pichiomycetes; Pichiales; Pichiaceae. The transcript has a single exon. Gene Ontology annotation, biological process: riboflavin biosynthetic process. Gene Ontology annotation, molecular function: 5-amino-6-(5-phosphoribosylamino)uracil reductase activity. The annotation marks the transcript as partial. The record is from RefSeq and is a predicted model, not a curated record.
CUUGCUCCACUUCCGAAAGACUUGCCGGCGGUGUUGGAGCAGUACUUACCCCGUAGCGGAAGACGUGACGACAACAGCAACGGUCUUCCGUUUGUCACGCUUACGUAUGCCCAGAGCGUCGACAGUAAGAUUGCGGCCCGUCCGGGCACACGCACACAUAUCUCGCAUGCUGAGACAAAGACAAUGACGCACUACCUGCGUGCGUUUCACGACGCAAUUCUGGUCGGGGUCAACACCGUACUGGCAGACGACCCGUCGUUGAAUUGCAGAUACCCGAUAGGUGGCCGUGAGAGCGCAAGUGGCGCACUGAACAAUGUCUCCAUAAGGCCUGUUGUUGUUGACCCGGAGUUCCGUGUGGCGGAGACCCUUUUGGACCUCAAAAUGGUGCACAAUUACAGGACAGGCACAGGAUUGAAGCCAAUAGUCGUUGUUGCGGAUGAGGUGCAUGUUCCGGACAACGUGUCGGACGUGGUCGACAUUUUGCGUCUCAAGUCGGCAUGUAACGGCGGCGAUUACGGCAGCAAGACCGGUGCCGCUGUGAAACGUGUGUUCCAAUGGGCGCAGCUCUUAGAGAACUUGAGGCGGGUGCAUGGCCUAGAGAGCGUCAUGAUCGAGGGCGGCGCACACAUCAUCAACACCUUGCUCAACGAGUGCCACCCGUCGACAGCUGCACCGCUUGUGGACUCGCUCAUUGUGACCAUUGGCCCAGUCUACCUCGGGCAGGAUGGCGUCGGAGUUUCUCCUGCGAGCCCACUUUCUUUGAAGAACGUCAGGUGGUGGACAGGCAUCCGGGACUCGGUCAUGUGUGCU